This is a messenger RNA of Venturia canescens, 1224 nucleotides long. Its product is annotated as nuclear transcription factor Y subunit gamma-like. The record is from RefSeq and is a predicted model, not a curated record. Lineage: Eukaryota; Metazoa; Arthropoda; Insecta; Hymenoptera; Ichneumonidae. Bases 1 to 1224 code for a protein of 407 amino acids. The transcript has a single exon.
AUGGAGGUUAAUAUUGCCCAAAUUCAACUCGAUGUCAACGCAAUAAAAAAAAAGGUCGAAAAUUUGGAGAAUACGGACAAAUUACGCAGUCCAAAUACCGAGAGCACCCGGAUUCAUCCACGAUUGACGGACAUCCCGGAAGAAAACGAAGAUGAAGAAUCGGAUGACGAUGAGGAGCAACAACAACAGAGGCAAACGUUCCGGAACGAGAUGACAUCGACCAACAAAAUUAAAAUCAAGCCUCCAACAUUCGAUGGAUCGAGCAAUAAACGACCGAUUAAAUUCAUAAAAGAAUUUCGACAUUAUUGCGAGGUGACGAACCCAACGUUCACCGAAAUGAAGUACUUACUCAGCCAAUCACUUGAGAAAGCCGCCAAGGAAUGGUGGGAACUGGUCGAGGACCAGGUUAAUAGUUUUGAAGACGUCGAAAAACGAUUUACAAAUCGAUUUUGGAGUCACGACGUGCAACGAAGAGUGCGUAAAGACCUGGAAUUCGGGAAAUAUCCUGAAAAGCCAGGCAAAUUAACAAAAGUGGAAUAUGCAACUCGGACGUUCGGAGCGGCCCGUGAUUUGAUUCCGCCACCGAGCGAUCCGGACAUUGUUGCAUCCCUUUCGCAGCACUUUACCGAGGAGAUAAGAGCGACAAUCAUAAGUCGUGGGUUCGAAACCCUCGAGCAGCUGAUCGAGUUCCUGGAGAAACUCGAUCAAAGUGGGCCUGUAAAUACAGGAACUGAGGAAGGAAAACCUCAAAAUCAAAAACCAAACAGCAAUGACAAAAAUGAGCAACGGCCAUUUAAAAUGCCUCCGCCAAACAACUGGAACAACAAUGGUUACCAGAACAAUAACAAUCGCGGGAAUCAAAACUGGCAAAAUAAUCGCCAGAAUUGGAAUCAGAACAAUGGAGGAUUCCAAAAUAACCGAGGUUACCAAAACACUAACGGUUAUAAUCAACAAAAUCGCAAUUUCAAUUAUCAACAGAAUUACGGAAAUCAACGGCCGAAUAAUGGAAAUUUCAAUCGGAAUCAACAAAAUGGAGGGCAAAACGGAAAUAAUCGCCCAAAUUACAGCCGUGAGCAAAACCAAAACCAAAAUCGAGGAUCACCUCAAAACAAUGGGGGAUAUCGCCCGACUCCGAAUAACAACAACGCACAGCAACCACCGAUUCAAACAAUUGAGGCUCAAGUAGAAUCUCAACCAUCAACAUCAAAAGCGGGAAACGCGUAG